Messenger RNA from Botrytis porri, 2433 nucleotides. RefSeq lists its product as uncharacterized. Bases 508 to 2163 code for a protein of 551 amino acids. The record is from RefSeq and is a predicted model, not a curated record. The transcript has 2 exons. Lineage: Eukaryota; Fungi; Ascomycota; Leotiomycetes; Helotiales; Sclerotiniaceae.
CACGACGGACGGGAAGAGGAACAAGAACAAGAACAAGAACAAGAACAAGAACAAGAACAAGAACAAGAACAAGAACAAGAACAAGAACAAGAACAAAAAGUGGCAGCAGCAGAAGAAUACUGGUGGUAGGUCAAAUACCGCCAUCUACCACACACAAAAGCUACCUAGCUUCAUCAACGCGCACGACGCCAGUUCCAUUGGGCUUAGAUCAACAACAAAACGAUCUUCUUUCCUUGCUUGAUCUUGAUCUUGAGCUUUAGCUCAUUUCUACCAUUGUCUUAACUCUGAACAUUCUCGGUGCCUAGGUUAUCUAUCUGCCUACCUAGUAUCUCACGGUGACGAUUGAUCUCCUUUUUAAAUCUAUUUUCAUUUCAUCCUUCUCCUCAGGAGAUUUUGAUCUCUUACUAUUUCAUAUCAGUCCUUUCAUCUCUGCACUCACGAUAGAGCUUAUUGUGAUUGUUGACGCAGAAGUCUCUCCACAAUUAGGAGUUCCUCAACAUAGUUAUCAUGGUUCCCUCCUUAUGGGGUUCCAAGAAGGAUAGCGAACACCUUUCAGCUUCUGGAAGUGUGCAUUCUCGUCCCCAUUCUCAGAAUGGAGAUUCGAAUGAACCCGUAGCUUCUCACCAAGUACAUCCUCAACCUCAUUAUUCUUAUGAGGCUGACGAGCGUACUCGUCUACUUCCACCAAGCCGUGAUGGUUACUUGAGUCCCGAUGAUCCAGCUGUAUCUCCAUAUAAUCUAUGGAGCGUACGAUUUUUGCGAUACUUCACGGUUUUGUUCGCCAUCAUCACAUUCCUGUGGUGGGUGUUGCUGCUGGUAUCAAUCUUUGUUUCCCCACCAGGCAUGCACUCGAGAGGCUCUGGCUUCUUCGACUUCUCAUAUACUACUUUGACCCUCAGCCUGCUACUCAUUGUGCUUCUCUUCUUUUCGACGCCUUCCAAAGCCGCACAAGUAACAUGCCUUGUCGUCGCCGUGAUUCUAUUGGUUGACAUGAUAAUGAUUGUCGCUGUCCCACGUCUUCGUGUAGAGGAGGGAUGGGUUGGAAUCGCUAGUGUUGUCUGGGCCCUGCUCAUAGCUAUAUGGACGAUUGUUACAGAUCGAGUCGUAGCGGCUGGCAAAAUAGAAGAGGAGGAGCGCUUAACUGGCCGAGCAGAGACUCGCCGAACGCUUAGAGAAUGGUGUUCCGUCUUGAUAUCUACAAUCAUUCUUAUAGUUUUAGCUCUCGUCACCAUUCUCUUAUCGGCUACACUCAUCCUGAGAUCUCGCGACGCCUCUCUUGCGCCACCAGGAGAGCGAUAUUACGUCGAUGGUGACAAAUACCAAAUACAUGUCUAUUGCGAAGGUAAUCUUACGGAUGCAAAGGGCAAGAAGAACCCAACAGUUUUAUUCGAAGCUGGCGAGGGACCCUUCGAGCAUGGCAUGCUCCAGAUUGCAACAAAUGCUUUUGCCAAUGGAAGCAUCGGCCGAUAUUGUUAUUCUGAUCGACCUGGAAUCGCAUGGUCUGACAAUGCGCCAUCUCCAUUCUCAGCAGGCAUGGCAGCGGACGCACUUUCAGAAGCUCUAGCUCGUGCAGGCGAAGAAGGCCCCUGGAUUCUCGCUAGUGCAGGAGUAGGCAGCAUCUAUAGCCGCAUAUUUUCCUCCCGACACGCUCGUGAGAUUGCAGGUCUUCUUCUCAUCGACCCUCUACACGAAGAUCUUCUCUACCGUCUCGGUACACCACAGAGAGGCUUCGUUCUCUGGGGUCGUGGUAUCCUCUCACCUCUCGGUCUGGAUCGUACAUUUGGCGCCAUUUUCAACGGCCGCACCCGAGAAGAUCGAGUAUUUGGACGUUCAGCUUAUCAAGGUGGAAAGUUCCUCAAGGCCAAACUUCAAGAAUCUCUGGUCGCCAAUUCAUUGACGAAGAAUGAGGUUAGUAGUGCAAGGAAUAUACAGUAUGCAAGUACACCACUUGUACUGAUUAGUUCCGGCAUUGAGGUCAGGAGAGAUAAUGAGUGGGAGAGGAAACAAGAAGAUCUUAGUCACUUAACGGAUAACCUGAAAAGCUGGGAUGUGGUCAAAGGAGCUCCUUCGGAGGUGUGGAAGACGCUCGAGGGAAGAGAGAUCAUCGAGGAGAGGUUGAAGAAGUUGGUCAAAGGAGCUGCGGACUUUGAAUUGAUGGAGUAGUUAAAUUGAUAAUGAGCAAGAGGAAGGGUGAGAAACGAGGAUGAAGAUAUUAGUACAUGAGCACAUGAUGGGCAUGAACAUAAACGUCUCUUUUGUGGGCUCUCGAUUGUUGGUUGGUAUAUUUGCAUUUCUACUUUGGUGCUGGAUGGCCGGGUUGGAUGGACUUCCAUAUUCUUUUACGAUUAGUUCACUUGUUUAACUAUGUAAUUAAUGCAUACCAUUCUUUUGAACCUUUACUUAGAUAUGACUUCUGUGAUGUGCAAGCCAUUU